GCCCCCCUCCCCAUCCUCUCUCCUACGCUGCGGCGGCUGCCAUGCCCCGGCAGGUGGACGAUGGUCGCCCGCGCCUCAAGCGCCGGGCGGAGGACCGCGGCGGGGGUUGUCCGACCGACCACUGGCGCCCCUCCUCAGAGGCGAGUCGCCGUGAGGCCAACCUACGUCACUCCAUGCUGAAGGGCAAGGCCGUCGCUCCCGGUGACGCAACUGACCGAUGGGACUCCAGGUCUCGAGACCCUUCCCCCGACCACUGGCGGUCGCGGGAUCGGCGCUGCACUUCUCGAGGCCGCAGAUCUAUGUUCCGAGUGAGAUCCCCUCCUCGCCAAGAUUCAUCGCCGCCCCGGUGCUACAACCAUCCACACCACCAUCCUCAACUCCCUCCCAUCGACAAGUCCAACCGCAACCAAAAUGGCAAGGGGAACUUCGUGAAGAAUAAGAAGGCCUUCCCUAGGGCACAAGGUGGUGCCGGGCUAUCCUCUUCGGUCCUGCCCCUCUCCUUGGCGGUGGGCACUCCGCAGCAGGAUCCAGCGACAUCGAGUGCUCCUGUCGCGACCUACUUUAACUGCGGGGAGGACGGAAACUACCAAGUAGGGUGUCCGAAUCCACCCUCCCGCUACCUCUACAAGCGUCCGAGUUGCCCGACCCUCUUAUGCCCGUACGAGUCGAUUGAGGGUGAGUUGAUGUUAUAUGGCCAUGGGAUUACGGGCAUGGGCUUCUUUCAUAUGGAGGUGGAAGAGAUCGAAGCCUCCACCCCGCCUCUCACUGCUCUCAUUUCAAUCUUGGGCGACAAGACGGCGUCUCCGGCCACCAUCACCGACGAGCUGAGACACCUCUUCCGUCCAGAUUGGGAUUGGGCGGUGACCCCUAUAUCCGACCGUGAGUUCACAACAGUGUUUCCGAACCCGAUUAGCUUGCGCUAUGCCACUCAUAGUGCGGGCCUCACGCUCGCACUCAACAAGAUCAAUGUCAACAUCUCCGUUCCAACAGUGGAUCCUCUGGCGGCAGUUGUGCUUGAGACGGUUUGGCUACAAAUUCGUGGUCUCCCGCCUAUUGCCAAGAAGGAACGGGUGAUCCGCAACAUGUCGAGGAUCCUUGGCAAGAUCAUUGUGGUAGAUGAGCUAUCGUUGUUCAAGGGUGAUGUAGUCCGUGUCAAGGUCAAGACGGUUGAUUCUUCCAAGCUCCAAGCCACGGUUCGUGUUUUCUUCAAUGACAUUGGCUAUGAUCUUCGCGUCUCUGUUGAGGGGGCAGUCCAUGGGGGAUCUUAUGGCCCGGAGGGAGCUGGCGACUCCGGUGGAGACCAGGGCAGUGGACGUGGAGGUGGACGAGAUAGCCACCACCGUCGCCAUGGCUUGUACCUGGGCUCCGAGGAGGAAGAUGAUGAGCUCUCGGACCCAGACAAUUCCUCCAAGCGUUCAGCUCACAUGACUUCCAAGGUCGGGACUUCUCCAACCACUUCAGAGAUUGAGGCCAUUGCGGUCAUGCUGGAGGAGGGAUCUACUACCCCAUACGGUUCUUCACUGCGAUGGUCUUGCUCACCUUCCCUCUACCUCCCGGCCGAUGCCUAUGAGUCCAAUGACACAAAAAAUGUCGGUCUGGACGUUCUCCCACCAUCUUCUCCAUCGCCUGGUGGAUCCCUAGUGAUGGUGGUCUCACCUGGUCUCGACCGGGAGGCCACUGAGGUGGUGCAGCCUGCUCUACCGUCUACUAAGUUGCCUGUGGUGCCAGCUUCAGUGGGAGGUGGCUUGGAGGAGGACGCCCCUAGGAGGCUGAUGAUGUCGACUCCUCUUCCGUCGCGUGUGGUCAGCCUCAACACCGUCGACUUCUGUACGCAAGAGCGCCCACCUGGAGUCGUCCCCUCACAGCUUAGGUUCUUCUCCCAACACAAUGGAGAAGGUCGUGCGUCGCGCUGUCGCCAGGAACCUCGACACAGCUAUAACAACCGCUAAGCAAGCGACACGCUCAGGAGAGCAUCGACAGGAUCUCAUCCAGCCUUCACUCCAUCGCCUCACGUCUUGCGUCGACACCUCCUUCACCGCUUCCACCGGCACCACAUCCGCAUCCCGAGACAGUUUAUUUUCCUAGCUUCAUCUUAGGGGAUGUUGUGUUGAGUCCCAAUAGGACUAUUUAUAUUAUUUUAUGUAUUCUUGCAACUUGGACGUCUAUGUGUAUGCACUUUGUGGUUGGUCAUUACUUUAUAAUAUAAAGCGGGGGAAA
Messenger RNA from Hordeum vulgare subsp. vulgare (domesticated barley), 2217 nucleotides. RefSeq lists its product as uncharacterized. Lineage: Eukaryota; Viridiplantae; Streptophyta; Magnoliopsida; Poales; Poaceae. The record is from RefSeq and is a predicted model, not a curated record. The transcript is spliced from 2 exons. Bases 42 to 1949 code for a protein of 635 amino acids.